Gaeumannomyces tritici R3-111a-1 is the source of this 852-nucleotide messenger RNA. RefSeq lists its product as hypothetical. Gene Ontology annotation, cellular component: phagophore assembly site membrane; Atg12-Atg5-Atg16 complex; cytoplasm. The record is from RefSeq and is a predicted model, not a curated record. Bases 268 to 852 code for a protein of 194 amino acids. Gene Ontology annotation, biological process: autophagosome assembly; C-terminal protein lipidation; nucleophagy. The transcript has 2 exons. NCBI's taxonomy places the organism in Eukaryota, Fungi, Ascomycota, Sordariomycetes, Magnaporthales, Magnaporthaceae.
UUGCGGCUCGCUGAAUGACGCUGGGUGGUGGGGGUAUGCACGGGGCUCGUGUCGUUGUUGCAGCCUGCGUGCUUUCGUCCAACAACCCAACCACACCACCCAUCUCCUACAAACACCAGCAUCUUUCCCGUUCCACCCGUGAAAGUCACGAAAGCACUGGAGCAGGCUGCGAACAAACCGCCCAGGCAUCACCUAGGGUGGCUUCUCUAAACGUAGCUUGUUCCAGACUCGGCCCCUUGGCAAAUUCCAACCAAGCAGACAAAAACCAUGUCGUCCCCGCCAAGAUACAGGAGCCCGCGCCUGCAGCGGCCGUCGACGUCGAGCUCUUCCACUCCCGGCGUGGGCGGCCUUGUCCAGAACUCGGCAGCAGGAGCGGCGGCGGCGGCGGCGGCGGCGGCGGCCUCACCGCCCAGCGCGCCCGAGGACGUCGCAGACGCGGACGCGGGCGCCACCAACGACGAGGACGGCGGCGGCGGCGGCGACGACAUACCGCUGACCAUGACGGCGUCGGUGAUGCUGAGCCAGCUGCCGCGCGACGCGACGGCGGCGCUGGCGGACGCGGGCGCCUUCCCGGCCGGCCUCAAGGUGGUGGUGCGCUUCAAGCCCGUGGGCGGGAGCGCGCCCGCGCUCCGGCAGGAGCUGAGCAAGAUCAGCGCGUCGCAGCGCUUCGACUCCGUGGUCCUGUACCUGCGCCGGAGGCUCCAGGUCGCGCCGACGGAGAGCGUGUUUCUGUACAUCAACUCGACCUUUGCGCCGGCGCUCGACGAGAUCGUCGGGAAUCUGCACCGGUGCUUCAAGGAUUCCAACGGCCAGCUCAAUGUUGCCUACUCCAUGACACCAGCUUUUGGAUGA